UCACCCGGUAACUAAUGCGAUUGAUGGAACCGAGCGCUGGUGGCAAAGUCCUCCUCUGUCUAUGGGCUUAAAGUACAACGAAGUCAAUGUCACUUUAGAUCUGGGACAGCUCUUCCAUGUUGCCUACAUCCUUAUCAAGUUUGCAAAUUCUCCUCGCCCAGAUCUCUGGAUUUUAGAAAGAUCAGUGGAUUUUGGAAGAAGUUACACUCCCUGGCAAUAUUUUGCUCACUCCAAAGCAGAUUGUUUGGAACAUUUUGGAAAGGAAGCUAAUGUUCCUGUGAGGAGGGACAGUGAUAUCAUUUGCACUACAGAGUAUUCUCGCAUUGUGCCUCUUGAAAAUGGAGAGAUUGUAGUAUCCUUGGUAAAUGGCCGUCCAGGAGCAAAAAACUUCACUUACUCCCCUAGUCUUAGAGAAUUCACAAAAGCAACAAACAUCCGCCUUCGUUUUCUCAGAACCAAUACGCUUCUUGGACACUUGAUAUCAAAAGCUCAACGGGACCCAACUGUAACCCGCAGGUAUUACUACAGUAUAAAGGACAUCAGUAUUGGUGGUCGAUGUGUUUGCCAUGGCCAUGCUGAUGUGUGUAAUGCAAAGAAUGCUGAAAACCAAUACCAGUUUCAGUGCGAAUGUCAGCAUAAUACUUGUGGGGAAACCUGUGAUCACUGCUGCCCUGGAUAUAAUCAGAAACAGUGGCAACCUGCAACAGCUGGGAGCACAAAUAUGUGUGAACCCUGCAAUUGCUAUGGACAUGCCACUGGUUGCUACUAUGACGCUGAUGUGGAUCAACGUCAAGAAAGCUUAAACAUCUAUGGGCAUUACGAAGGUGGAGGAGUCUGCAUUAACUGCCAGCAUAACACAGCUGGUGUUAACUGUGAGAAAUGUGCAAAAGGUUACUAUCGUCCUUAUGGUGUUCCAGUGAGGGCUCAUGAUGGCUGUAUACCUUGCAGUUGUAACUUGGAGUACGCAGAGGGCUGUGAGGAAGGGUCUGGCCACUGUUACUGUAAGCAGAAUUUCCAGGGAGAAAGCUGUGAGCAAUGUGCAGAUGGAUUCUAUGGUUUUCCGUUUUGUAUCCGUGUUCCUGUUUAUCCUUUUACUUCUCCAAAUCCAAGAGAUGCUAUGGCUGGUGACAUAAUAGAAUGUAACUGUGAUGCUCUUGGCUCUGUGGCCAAUACAUGUGGUCCUAGAGGUCAGUGUCUGUGCCAUAGUAACUAUGCUGGACUUAGGUGCGAUCAGUGCGCUCCAGGUUAUUACAGCUAUCCCAGCUGCUUGCCUUGUCAGUGUUCUCCUCGUGGUUCCCAUCACAGCACGUGUGAGCCAACAGCAGGGCAGUGUGAAUGUCAAACAGGCGUUACGGGGCGACAGUGUGACAGAUGCCUUUCUGGAGCCUACAGCUUCCCCUAUUGUGAAGGAGUCAGCAGUGAAUGUGACCCUUCAGGCAGCUUUGGGUCUGAUUUUGGCUAUUGUCAAUGUCUUCAGCAUGUUGAAGGUCCUACCUGUAGUAAAUGCAAACCUUUGUACUGGAACCUGGCCAAAGAAAACCCUGAGGGAUGUACAGCAUGCCAGUGUGAUGUGAGUGGAACAUUAAGUGGGGUUGGAGAGUGUCAGCAGGAAAAUGGACACUGUUAUUGCAAACCUAGUGUUUGCGGAGAUUUUUGUGACACUUGUGAAGCUGGUUAUUAUGCUUUGGAAAACAAGAAUUAUUUUGGCUGCCGAGGCUGUCAAUGUGAUGUUGGAGGAUCCAUCAGUUCUGUGUGUGCUGAACCCUCGGGUGCCUGCCAGUGCAGAGAACACAUUGUGGGAACGGCCUGUCAGGAGCCUGAAAAAAACUUCUUUUUCCCUGAUCUGCACCACAUUAAGUUUGAGAUUGAAGAUGGUACUACUGUCGAAGGAAGAGGAAUUCGGUUUGGUUAUGAUCCUAAGGAAUUUCCUGGCUUCAGUUGGAGAGGAUAUGCCCGGAUGUCCUCUAUACAAAACGAAGUGAGGAUAACUUUGAAUGUGGAAAAAUCAAACCUCUACUUAUUUCGCAUUAUCCUGAGAUAUAUUAACUCCGGAGAUGCAACAUUAUCUGGCCGCAUAUCUGCUUGUCAAUCUUGGCCUGAAACAGGGUCUGCUCAGAGCAAAGAAUUUGUCUUCCCACCCAGCAAGGAGCCAGCUUUUGUCACAAUCCCAGGAAAAAGCUUCACAGAACCUUUCUCACUGGUUCCAGGCACAUGGAUUGUCAGUAUAAUGGCAGAGGAAGUCCUCUUGGAUUAUAUGGUGCUGUUACCUAGUGAUUAUUAUGAAGCAUCCAUCUUGCAGUUACAAGUUACUGAACCUUGCACCUAUUCAGGACGUGCUUCGACAGAGAACUGCUUGCUUUAUCAGCAUUUGCCAUUGAGCAGAUUCUCCUGUGUCCUUGGUUCAGAAGCAGCAUAUUUCACAAAUGGGGGAGAAUACAGAAAAAUACCUGUUCGACAGCCAACUCCUGAUCAUCCAGUGAUGUCCCAUAUCAGCGGAAGAGAGGUCAGUUUUCAGAUGACCAUAAAUGUUCCUCAAGUCAGUCGCUACGUUCUGGUUUUUGAAUAUGCCAAUGAAGAGGAUCAGUUAUACACUGCUGAGGUGAUAAUAAAUAGUCCUGGACCUGUCACCGAAGGCAGACUGAACAUAUACAGUUGCAAAUACAGUUUCCUUUGUCGCAGUGUGGUAGUUGAUGAUAGGAAUCGCAUUGCAGCCUAUGACCUUCUAGCGGAUACAAAGAUACAUCUCAAGGCAUCAUCAAUUAAUUUUCUUCUGCAUAAAGUUUGUAUUAUAUCAACUGAAGAAUUUUCUCUAGAAUAUGUGGAGCCUAAAAUACACUGCAUAGCUGCUUACCAGAGUACCCAUGACAGAAGUGCAACAUGCGUUCCCUCAGUAUAUGAAACUCCUCCAGUGACUUUGGUUUUGGAUGCAUUCAGGGAUGGAAAAAUUUCCGAAGUGCAGAGAAGUAUACUGUAUGAUCCCCUGAGCGCCCCUUUACCUUCUCGCUCAGUUAAUGGAGUCACCUUGACACCGUUACAGAUCACCUUGAGUGGGAGAGUGCCCCGCUUGGGCAGAUAUGUAUUUGUGGUACAUUUUUAUCAGCCAGCACACCCAGUGUUUCCUGUACAAGUGCAUGUGGAUGCAGGACACGUGUGGUCAGGCUCUUUCAGUGCUUCAUUUUGCCCCCAUACAUCUGGCUGUCGGGAUCAAGUAAUUGCAGAAAGCCAAAUUGAGCUUGAUGUUUCUGAACCUGAGGUCUCUGUUACAGUAACGAUACCUGAUGGAAAAAUGCUUGUUCUGGAAAAUGUCUUAGUUGUUCCAGCAGACAACUACAGUUACAAAAUUCUUGAAAAAAAGACUGUGGACAAGUCAUUGGAUUUUAUCAGCCACUGUGGAGGAAACAGUUUUUAUAUUGACCCAGAAGAAUCAUCGACCUUCUGUAAGGAUUCUGUGAGAUCGCUAGUGGCUUUCUACAAUAAUGGAGCAGUGCCGUGUAACUGCCAUAGAGCGGGUGCCACAAGCCCUACCUGCAACCCCGUGGGAGGACAGUGUAUUUGCAGACCGAAUGUCAUUGGUCGUCGAUGUAGUCGAUGCCAAACUGGCUACUAUGGAUUUCCGUUCUGCAAGUUAUGCAACUGUGGCCAGCGUCUUUGCGAUGACGUAACUGGUAAAUGCAUUUGUCCUCCUCAAACGGUGAAACCAAAAUGUGAAGUGUGCAAGGAACAUUAUUUCAGCUAUCACCCUCUUGUUGGCUGUGAAAACUGCAACUGCUCAGGCAGAGGAGUUGUGAAUAUGACAAGUCCAGAAUGUGAUAAAAACAACGGGCAAUGCAAAUGCAAACCAGGAAUAAAAGGACGACAGUGUGAUCAGUGUGGUCCUGGUACUUACGGUUUCCCAAACUGCGUUCCGUGUAAUUGCAACAGAGGUGGAACGAAGCCAGAUGUUUGUGAUCCCCAGACAGGAAUUUGUCUCUGCAAGGAGAACGUUGAAGGUGCAGAAUGUGAUAUGUGCCGACCAGGAUCAUUUUAUCUGGACCCUUCUAAUCCCAAAGGAUGCACCUCUUGCUUUUGUUUUGGGGUAACCAGCAACUGUCGCAGCACAAAUCAUCGCAGAACCAAGUUUGUGGACAUGAGGAACUGGCGCUUGGAGACAGUGAAUAAAAACAUUGACAUUCCAGUAACCUUCAAUCCAGUCAGUAAUAGCGUAGUGGCUGAUGUUCAAGAAUUGCCUGCUUCAGUGCGUAGUUUGUACUGGAAGGCACCACCAUCUUACCUGGGAGAGAAGCUUUCUUCAUACGGUGGCUACCUAAGUUACCAAGUGAAAUCAUUUGGCUUGCCUAGUGAAGGCAUGGUUCUUCUGGAUAAGAGACCUGAUAUACAACUGAUAGGCCAGCAAAUGGAAGUAGUUUAUGUGGAUCCUAACAACCCACUGCCUGACCGUCAAUAUUAUGGCCGUGUACAACUGGUUGAGGGAAACUUCAGACAUUCCAGCAGCAAUAACCUUGUAUCCAGAGAAGAACUGAUGGUGAUCCUGUCUAGACUAGAUGGCUUACGCAUCAGAGGCCUUUACUUCACGGAGACUCAGCGGUUAACCCUUGGUGAGGUUGGGCUGGAAGAGGCCACCAACACAGGAAGUGGCAGUGUUGCAUACAAUGUAGAGACAUGCUCCUGCCCUCCUGAGUAUGCUGGUGACUCAUGUCAGGAAUGUGGCCUUGGAUUUUAUCGUGAGAAUAAAGGAUUAUUUACUGGACGCUGUGUUCCCUGCAACUGCAAUGGAAAUUCAAAUAGAUGUCAGGAUGGUUCUGGAAAAUGUAUUAACUGUCAGUAUAAUACUGCUGGGGAUAAAUGUGAACGCUGUAAAGAUGGUUAUUUUGGAGAUGCCACUCAAGGUUCCUGUCGGACAUGUCCUUGCCCUUAUACAAACAGAUUUGCAACUGGCUGUGUGGCAAACGGCGAAGAAAUUCGGUGUCUAUGCAAAGAAGGCUAUACUGGAGUUCGUUGUGAACGCUGUGCUCCUGGAUAUUUUGGAAAUCCACAAAAAUAUGGAGGCUACUGUCAAAAAUGUAAUUGUAAUAAUAAUGGCCAGCUGGUUAGCUGUGACCACCUGACUGGAGAAUGUUUAAAUAAUGAACCAAAAGAUGUGGAUCCUGAUGAAGAUUGUGAUUCUUGCGAUUGCUGUGUAAUUACAUUGCUGAAGGAUUUGAGCACAAUCGGUGAUGAGCUUCAGCUGCUUAAGUCUCAGCUGCAAAAUGUCCAUGCGAGUACCCACACACUGGAGCAGAUGAGACAUUUGGAAACACGCAUCAAGGACCUAAAGGGCUUGUUGAACAAUUACCGUUCUGUUGUUCAUAAUCAGGGUUCAAAGGUAGAUGAGUUGGAGACAGACUUCAUUAACCUAAAUCAUGACGUAAAUGCUCUCCAGGAAAAGGCUGAAAUGAACUACAAGACAGCAGAGAGUUUAUUUAAUAAUUUUGGCGAAACUAAUCAGAAAGGAAAGGAUUUGAUUUCAAGAAUACAAAUAGUUGUCAAUAAUAUACAAGUGCUCUUAGAACAAAUAGCUGGUACAAAUGCAGAAGGUAACAAUUUGCCCUUGGGGGAUGCUGCCAAAGAACUCGCUGAAGCUCAACGCAUGAUGACAGAGAUGCGAAACCGCAACUUUGGCCAACUGCUAACAGAUGCAGAAGAGGAGAGAAGAGAAGCUCAGCUGCUACUGGCACAUGUUAAGAAUGAACUACAAAAGUACCACCAAGAAAAUCAUGGGCUUGUUAAAAUUGUGAGGGAUUCAUUGAAUGAAUACGAAUCUAAACUCACUGACCUUCGUGAAGCUCUGAAUGAGGCCACUGGACUAAUCAAGCAGGCUGAAAAUGUAAACAGAGAUAACGGAGUUCUGUUGGAAGACAUUAAGAAACGGAUUGAUGAGACAAGUGUACAACAGAACAAUAUCUUGGAUAUUCUGAGCUCUGCCCAAUCUUCCCUAACACAAGCUAACAGUGUACUUGGAUUAUUGCAGAAGAGCAAAGAGGAAUAUGAAAGUCUGGCUGCUCAGCUCGAUGGAGCAAGGAAGGAUCUGAAUGAAAAGCUCACGAACGGUUCCUUGUCAGCCAGCAAAGAACCUCUGGUGGUGAGGGCUGAGGAUCAUGCCAAAUCUUUGCAAGCCUUGGCAAAACAAUUGGAUGAGAUAAAGAACAAUGCCAGAAAGGAUGAGUUGGUAAGCUGCGCUGUGGAAGCUUCUACUGCCUAUGACAACAUUGUCAACGCCAUCAAAGCAGCAGAGGAAGCAGCCAACAGAGCUGGGAACGCAGCUGACUCAGCUUUAUUGACAGUGAAGAGAGAAGACCUAUCAGGAAAAGCUGCAAGGUUAAAAGCUGAGAGCAGUGCGCUUUUGACUCAAGCACAAGAGACUGAAAGGACAUUACAAGUUAUUGUUCCAGACCUUGAAGACAUAAAUCAAAGAGUUGGUGUUGUUGAUGGACAGAAGGAUGAACUACAAAUUGAUUUUGUUACUCUUCAAAAUAAUCUCAAUGGGAUAAACAGAGAUGAUAUUGACAGCAAAAUCACCAAUGCAAAGAGCAUGGUAAAAAGUGCCGAGGAUGUCACAACUAAUGUGUUGGGUGAACUGCUCCCAAUUCAAGCAGAUGUGGAAAAAAUUAAGAGUACCUAUGGAAGCACACAGAGUGCUGACUUCAGGAAAGUGUUGACAGAGGCAAACAAUUCAGUAACAAUAUUGACAAACACACUUCCGGAUCUGUUCAGCAAGAUUGCGAGUAUUAACCAACAGCUGAUGCCAAUAAGUAACAUCUCUGAGAAUGUGAAUCGCAUAAGAGAGCUUAUUCAGCAAGCAAGAGAUGCUGCAAACAAGGUUGCUAUUCCUAUGCGGUUCAAUGGCAGCUCUGGAGUAGAAGUUCGACCUCCAAGGAACCUUGAGGAUUUGAAAGGCUAUACUUCACUUUCUUUCUUUCUCCAAAGACCUCAUAAAAGAUCAGAUAUCCUCCAGAGGGCACCAAAUAUGUUUGUCCUGUACCUGGGUAAUAAAGAUGCUUCCCAGGACUACAUCGGUAUGGCCCUGAAACGUGGUCGCCUCACUUGCAUCUCUAACCUGGGAGGCACCGAAACAGAAAUAAACGUGGAACAAUUGGUGACUGAGAGCAACACUGAGGAAGCCGUUUUGGACCAAGUUAAGUUUGAAAGGAUUUACCAGUAUGUGAAGCUGACUUACAUCACAGCAGCUACAUCAACUUCUCCAGCGUAUACAAAUCUUUCAAAUGAUGGCAGAGGAAAUGGUCACACUCUCCUGAAUCUUGAUCCCAGCAAUGCUGUCUUUUAUGUUGGAGGAUAUCCACCAGAUUUUAGGCCUCCACAUAAGCUAGACUAUCCUCAUUAUGAAGGCUGCAUUGAAUUAGACAAUAUAAAUGAGAAUAUUAUCAGCCUGUACAACUUCAAGAGGACAUUUAAUCUUAAUACCACUGAAGUGCAGCCAUGCAGAAGGUAUAAAGAAGAGUCUGACCAAACCUAUUUUGAAGGCACUGGUUAUGCCAGUGUCACAUCUAAAGAAACAUACAUAACAGCACGCUAUGAACAGACAAUUCUGACUACUGCAGAUGAAGGCCUAGUGUUUUUUGCAGCAAAUGAGGAUCAGUUCAUCAGUGUACUCAUUAAAAACGGUCAUCCAGUUUUUAGAUACAAAAUUGACUCUGAACCUCCAAAGGAAAUAGAAAACAGUAAAACUGUAAAUGAUGGAGAACAAAAACAAAUUGCUUUGUUGCUUGCCAGACAGAAGAAUAUUGUUUAUGUCAGUGUUGGUAUUAAUGCCACCAUAAAUAUCUUCAAUUUCACUAAGUACUACCUGGGUGGAAUUCCAUCUUCUCUACGGGAACACUUUAAUAUAUCCACACCUCCAUUCCGGGGCUGCAUGAUGAAUCUGAAAAACCCUAAAACGGCAUCUGUUAUUUUUGAUGAGACUGUUGGUGUCAGCAAGAAAUGUUCAGACCACUGGAGGAUUGUCAGAUCUGCAGCUUUCUCCAGGGAGGGAACACUGAGCCUGAGUCCGGCAGGUUUCCCAUUUCCCAAGGACUUCCAAGUGAGCUUUGGUUUUCGCACCAUGGCAUCAACUGGAACACUCUUAAGUUACAAUCCUAAUAUUCUUCUUAUCUUCCUGAGACCUGGCUCUGUAGUUGUAAGGAUGGGAGAGAUGGAAAACAAACUGAACAAGAAAUAUGAAGACGGGUCAAUGCAUUAUGUGACAGUCAUAAAAAAUGAUGACAUACUCAGACUGAUGGUUGAUGAUGAGCCUGUGUCAAUGACAGUUGACUCUCCAGGACCACAGACAUUAAUCCAGCCUAUAAGAUUUGGUGGAGAUGAUUUUGAAGGUUGCAUCUCAAACAUCUUUAUAGAAAGGGCAGGUCAGCUCCCUGAGGUUCAAAAUCUAGUUAACUACACUAGGAAGACUGGUGUGUCUCUUGGAGCUUGCCGCCAAUACACAAACCCUGAACCAAUGCUGCUGAAAGAAUUCAAAAAUCCCCUCAGGUCUAAGAUGCUCAAGUUACAGAAUGAAAAAUACGUUGACUAUCUAAUAGAUGCCGAAGUGCAGCAGGACCAGCAAAACCGUGCUUUACCAGCUCAGUUAAAUGUCAGCAGUGGAGCAUACCUGUUUGGAAACAAUCCCAACAGUUUUAUGUCAUACACAUUUUCCCCACUAUCCCCUACAGACAGGGUACAUUUUUCUGUAGACGUACGGACUCAGUCAUCAAGAGGAUUAAUAUUUUUCGUGGAGGAAAGAUUUGAGAACUAUUACAUGGCUCUCCACCUUUCAAAAGGACGUUUUGUCUUUUCACUUGGUUCUGGAGAAAAACGAAUCAAAAUCAAAACCAAUACUAAAUACAAUGAUGGGCAGUGGCACACUGUGGUAUUCAGUAGAGAUGGGAAAAAUAUCCGUCUUCUUGUUGAUGGUCUAAGGGCCCAGCAUGGAAGAUUAGCAACAAAUUCUGCCAUCAGCAUUGAGCCACCGAUCUACUUGGGAGGGCUGCCAGCACUGAAACGACAGAUUAUGCCAGUGAACAGUUUCAAAGGUUGCCUUAGGAAUUUCAAGAUGAACGGAAAAGUCAUGAAUACGCCUCAGCAAAAAAAUGGUGUGCUUCCAUGUCUGGAUGUUCCCAUGGAGACUGGGAUUUAUUUCUUUAAUGAAGGAGGAUAUAUCACCAUUGAUAAUUUGGUGAUGGGCUUGGAUAUUAGGAUUGUAUUUACUGUUCGACCAAGGAGCGCAACAAGUGUACUGCUCCAUUCUGGAAGCAAGCGAGACAACUACUUGACUGUUUACCUAGAAGGAGGAAAGCUCAUUGCUGCUGGAAAUAAUGGGGCUGGAGAGUUCCAGACAUCAGUCACACCUAAGCAUUCUUUGUGUAAUGGCCAGUGGCAUACAAUUGCAGUCUCUCAGAAGGAGAACACCAUGCAGCUAGAGGUAGGCGCACAGAGCAACUAUACCACUGGACUUCCACCCUUUAUUCCUAGACACAUGCGUCAGCCACUCUACUUCGGCAGAAUUCCAGCAUAUUUGGCCACACCAUGGCUUCCAGUUAAAGAUCCAUUUUUUGGCUGUCUUCGGAAUAUUAGCAUAAAUGACAAACCUGUCUCCACCAAAAAAAUUUCAGAGGUUCAUGGUGCAGUGAGUUUGCAUGGAUGCCCUGCCAAGUAACUUUGCUGUUACACUACUUGUACACUCAUCAGAUUGGAUCUGCUGAAGUACUUUAUGAAUUCAUGUAAUGUGGGUUCCCUUUUUCCUGAUCACUGUGUCACUGUCAUCAGGCUGGUUAUGCAGAAUGGCUGGUGAGCAAAGGCAUCCUCUGGACCUGGACUGUGCCAGAGCAAACUGAAAGGAUUGGAUUUGAUAAACUCCCUGUUAAAUGUUAUUGAUUUCCAAGGUAAUCCAUUGUGUCUUUUGAAAACAGAUGCAUAAAAUAUAAAACAGGAUUGUAUAUACACCUACUGGGCCAAAUUUUGCUCUCACCCAUAACAGCACAGUAUUGAGUCACUCCCGUGUCUUAAUUUUGGAAAUUUGCCUUAAUGCUGGUCAUCUUGUGAGCAAAUUUGAUCCACUAAUAUAAAGAAUUUUUAUAAAAAUAUAAAUUUCUUUGGAUUGAUGAACAAAAUGUUUAUACAGAAAUGUACAUUAGUGUUAAAAGUUAUAAUAAUAAUAUAAAUGGAGUUUGAAGCACUUUAAGGAGUGAAACUCUGGGAGUUUGUUACAAUGUUAGGAAUUUGGGGGCCAAAUAAAUACAGUAUGUUCUGUAAACUGUCCAUUUUCUUCUUUCGUUAUUUUAAUUUGGUUUCUCUUUUAUGUACUUUUUACAGGCAACUAAAUCCUGCUUACUUUAUGCAAAUAUUUCUGUAACUUUAAAAAGUUCAUUUGCCUGAGUAAGCAGGAGUCUAUCAUCUAUGCUUAUUAGAAUUUGGCUAUACAAAAACCGCUGAAAGAGAAUAAUUUUCCUUUGUAAGCUUCAGAGCCAUGAUCAUGACCCAUGGUCGAAAGAACACAGCUUUAUUGCUUUCUUUUUCUGGACAAAGGGCUGGCCCGAGUAGAUCUGACAUGGCUUCUCCUCCCACUGUCCUUCAGAAGCAGCCUUUUCAUUCUAUUGCUUUUUUUUUUUUUUUUUCAUUCCCUGAUGCCAUCUCUGUUUUAAAAUUAAAGCUUUUUCUACAGCUGGCCACUAGGCGGGAGAAGAUGGCAGACCAGCCAUGGCAGACCUCCCUUCCCACCGAUUCCCAUAUUGGCUCCUGUUUGCUCCCUUCUUGCCGGUUCCUCUUUGCCCAAAGUUCAGGAGCUUACUCUCAGUGUGUGUUUGGAAGGAGAUGCUAGCUGGAUUAGUAGAAGAAGAUGCUAGAUCAAUAGUCCUUAUGGCUUUGGUCAUUAAUUCCUUAUAAAAUCUUGCAGUGUCAGGUCUCGUGAUGGCAAAACGGCAGGAAAGGUGGUCACACCAAACCUUUAGUUGCUUCUUCUUUUUGGGCCAUUCUCUUACAGGCUGAUCUGUCCCUUUCUUUGUCCACGUGGAGGUCUCCUGGCCGUAAAACUGAUGUUGGGGGAACGGAACAUGGUGAAACUGCACUGGGGUGAGGCCUGGUGGGAAUAAACGAUGGGCACCUAACGGCCAACCCCCUCUCGCUGGAGAUCCACUCCAGAAACUGCUUUUCCUGCAUGGCUGCCUGCCCCUCUGGAAAAUAACACCCAUCUAGCUAGAGGCCAUGUCUUUGGAAAGGAUCUUGUCAGAUAGCAACAACUGAACCCUCUCCAUGCUUAAUGCUCCCUGCCUUUGAAGUACUGCCAAAUAUUCAGGUGACGAAAACUGUUGAAAUACUCAACUGAUUUAUUGGCCUUAACUGACACUGACAACUCCUAUGAGGGGAAAGGAAGAAUAGUUAAAUAAACUUUAUCAAGCCAUUCUCUAGUAAACAUUUCAGUGACCUUUUCCUAGUCACAAAAAAGCCUUUUCCCUUUUCCCUUCCGCUCCUCAGAAAAAACAAGCAUGGCAAAGGUUUUGCAUCCAAAGGUGGAGCCUGUCCUAGAUUUCAGUUCCCUUCCAUUUGAAUUUAUUUUAUCAGAAGUAGUUUUAGUGCUGACUGGAAAGAAAUGAAAAAAUAUAUGAAGACCCGAGUAAAUGUGUGUAAUAAUGAUGAGUAAGCAUUAACUCCAGUGCAAUCCUAAUACAUAACAAAAAAGUGUUGAAAAGUCUCUCUUUUAAGUUUGGUUUCUUUUCUUUCGGUUUCUUCAGUCGUAUUGUUUCCAUAGAGUUGUUGAGACAAUGCAUAAAGCCACCUAGAGUUUUGGGUUUUGUGCUUAAACAUGGAUGAAUCUACAUCAGGCCAAUAAACACUUCCUAAAAUGCUUUUCAAUCCGAAAAAAGCCAGUACCAUAACCUUUACAUGAGGAAAUAAGUUGUCCUGUUUAGAUUAGUCUGAUAAAGAAUUAUGACUUGAAGAAAACCACAUGGACACUGAACUAUAUUUCAUGCAUGGUCUGCUCUGUACUUAGAAUAUUCUGAAUUUUCUCACUUGGGAAACAUCUACUAGAAAACAAGUGCCUGAAUUUUCAAGUAUUUCAAGUCAUGAAUGGCAGACAUAAUUUCAACUGUAAAGAGUCUUUCCAUUCAAGUUCACCAAGAAAGGUAUUUGUUAAAGGGAAAAUAAACAGUUCCCCCCCAAUACAUUUUAUAACAGACCAAAAGUGAACAAAUCCUGUAGUAAGAUGAAAAGUUAAGUGAAUAAAUAGCAAUGAUGUGAGGUAAAUACCCUGUCGUGAGUUCUUAUUGUUAUGAGUAGUAUUUCCUAGGCUUUCGUCAUUGUAGUGCUGGCAUUUGGCAGUAACUUCCAUGAUUAUUUACCUCCUUUGACUGUUUCAGAUGGACCUCCAAAUCUAUCCAUUCCUGGAUCAUAACAAUAUUAAAUUAACUUUCCAUGAGAAGAAGCUUUACCUGUAAUUUUUUAUUCUGUAGUCUGCUUUAUUAUUUGCUAUUCAGGCCUUACAGUAAUGCUAAUAUUUUCAACAGUAAAACCUCUCAACUUUGGCCAUCCUUUCUCAGCCUGCAUUACUGCUCAUUGCUUACGUUCAAAGGUGCAAAGGUAUCACAGCUCGCAUUUUGAAACAGUGUCAUUCACCUUAUAAUUAGAAGUAGUAACCAAAGACAUGCCUGUGUUAAUGUCUGUUGGUUAACUUUUGCUAUUUUGUUUGCACAUCUUUAAAGUCAAGCUUCUGAGAAAAGUUUUGAAAAGUUUAAUGAAAAAGUUUCAAAUAUAGUGUUCAAUAAGCAGAGAGUGCAUCGCUGAAUAAUCAUGCUCUUUAACAGUAUGCUUAGAUUGUCAUAAAUGGCUCAUUUUGAUCCCAAAUCAAUUAUAUAAGGAAGAAGAUUUUCUUUCUAGACCAAACCACAUUUGUUUUUAAUUGCCAAGCCUCCCUCUUGUCUGUUUAAGUAUCAAGGGCAAAGAGUUCUUCAGUUAAUUUGGAUUAGUUUUAGUAGGAUCAUGAUUUGAGGUGGAUGACACCAAGGUCCACGAGUUCCCAUUUAUUAUAUCAACAAAGCACAGCCAGAUUAUAAUGGGAGCUGCAAGACGGUUAAUAAGCCUAACACUGAGAAUUGCAGGCAAAUAAAAUUAAAUAGAUCACAGGCAUUGUAGAAAGAAAUACACAAUUACUGUGAAAAGCAGUAGAAUUCAUAGGUAUAUGUAUAUGCAAGGAAAACAUUUUUCAUUUUACUUUCUGCUUCUAAAUGAUACUGGUACUUAAGUCUCUAACAACAAAAGCUUCCAAGUAAAACUUCUUCACAGUCUUCCCUUACCUGUGCUUGAAGGUCUGUGCUUUGGUUACUAGGGAGCUUUCAUGUAAAUACAGAGCCCUCCUCCUUUCAUUUCUUUCAGCAGUAAAAUGAAUUGGGUGGGUCAGCUUUCUCCAGUUUUGUAACCACUUCUCUGGGUUCAUCUGUGAGUGGUUUCAUUUUAGCCCUUCCUCCUGCUAGGAGCCUUGGAUCUUCUGGAGUCUUCAGUGCAAUAUUUGUUUUUGCGCUCCCCUUUGUUUCCUUUGUAUCCCUCAUAAAAUAGCAGAGUAGCCUGAAUAAUGUGGUCUCACUGAAUACUCUGUAAUGCAUGAUGGCUUUAUAAUGAACUCUUGCUAUGCUUUUUGUCUCUUACUAUUUUCUUUGUGGUUUCCUCAUUUUAAAAACUGCUGCAUCUUUCUCCAAUGCUUCAAGGAAACUCGGGGCACAAUGGUCCAGUCUCCUGUAAAUCUGUCUGUAUUUUCUAAAAAUACAUUAAAUGGAUGUUCCUGGCAAAAGAAACCGCUUUUUGUUAAAUGGGAUAGUGCCACCAUACAAUCUUACAGCUUCCCUCAAGGCAUUAAGACUGGAAGGCACAAGCAUAAACCGGCUUUGUGCAGCUGGCUCAAACACUGCAAAACUGCAAGAGGUUGGUCAUUGCCAGAGCUGCAGUGAAGCAUCCUCUGACUAUGAAGAACUGAAAGCAAGAUACCCAGUGCGUCUUUAUUUUCUCUGUGUCGAUAUUUGGUUUCAGAGGAUCUCAAACUCUGACCUGUGUGCAUAUCAUGCUGUGUCUCCAGGUUUGCAGCUGAUAGCAUUCAAAAUGUAUAAGAUAUUUUUAAAACACACUCCUAGCACUGCUUUGCACCUCAGCCAGUGACUCUGUUUCCUACAGGUUGUUCUGAAUGUGAAGCACAUGUGAAAUGUUCAUGCGACACAGUUUCUUUGUUAAGCUGUCACCUGCUCCUUGAUAGAGACGGAGCACUGCCGCAUUAUUGCACAGAAUAAAAAGACAGAG
Struthio camelus australis is the source of this 14307-nucleotide messenger RNA. NCBI's taxonomy places the organism in Eukaryota, Metazoa, Chordata, Aves, Struthioniformes, Struthionidae. The record is from RefSeq and is a predicted model, not a curated record.